Molecule: messenger RNA, 1419 nt
Organism: Talaromyces marneffei
Lineage: Eukaryota; Fungi; Ascomycota; Eurotiomycetes; Eurotiales; Trichocomaceae
Exons: 4
Coding region: 1-1419 (472 amino acids)
Biological process (GO): transmembrane transport
Cellular component (GO): membrane
Molecular function (GO): transmembrane transporter activity
Source: RefSeq, a predicted model, not a curated record
AUGGCCUACUCAGAACAGAGUCCUCUUCUUGAAGAGCGACCACAACAAUCUUACCAGAAACAGUCAACAUGGAACGCAACGCGAAUAUGCAUCCUCUGCUAUAUCGGCGCCCUCCUCUUUGAUUCGGCUCAAAUACUGCGCACCAUGCCGAGAACUAAACUCUUCGAGUCAGUUAUAUGCCAAAAAUAUUACGCUCCAACAGACAUACCAGAGGACAUGUGCAAGGUAUAUCCGGUCCAGGAAGAGCUCGUCACGACGCAAACAUGGCUCAAAGUUGGCGAGAGUGUAUGCGCGCUUCUCGUGGCAUUGCCAUUUGGCAAUAUUGCAAACACCAAGGGCCGUUCGCUUGUUUUGACCCUAGCAAUCUCGGGCCAGAUUCUUGCAGACUUAUGGAUUUUGGCUAUUUGCUUCUUCAACCAGACCCUGCCGCUUUCCCUAGUCUAUGUUUCCCCGCUUCUUCGAUCGAUCGGUGGAGGAGAGAUGGUCAUGUCUGCGAUUAUUCACACUCUUCUGGUAGAUGUGGUUACAAAAGAGAAUCGUGCGCAGGCAUUCUUUAACAUGGCUGUCAUGACUCUUAUUGCUGAACUGGUGGCCCCUGCUGUUGGGUCCAUGUUAGUGGAUUGGCAAGGCGUGUACCUCCCAUUGCUGUGUUCCUUCCCACUGCAGGUUGGCACUAUGGUGAUUUUCGGUCUCCUACCUGACACUAGACUCCCGAAAAAUUUGGAGAUUGAGAAUGGCUGCGAUCCAGUUGAAGGUAGACAUUUGACUGAAGAGUCCGAUAAGGGGGCCUUUACCAAUUGGGUAAAGUCUCUCAAGAGAAGCUAUUCACCUUUCCAGACAAAGGCCAUCUGGUUGGUGACAGUUUGUUAUAUCUCCACCAUGUUGGCUAGGGAUACAAUUGACUUUUUGGUUCAGUACGCCUCCAAGCAGUUUGAAUGGAGCUUAGCUAAGGCAAACUACCUGAUUUCAGUUAAGGCGUUGGUCAGCAUGGCGCUCUAUGUAUUGAUAUUACCACUUCUUAGCAAGGCCCUCGUAAAGAAAUACUCCAUGUCACCACCAAUAAUAGAUCUGUGGAUUGCGCGAGGAAGCUCUUUGUUUGGUGUCGUAGGCCCCAUUCUUCUAGGAAUGGCCUCUGGACCAGUUGUCCUGGUCAUAGCACUCGUUCUUUUCGCCUUUUCAUUGGGAUUCCCGUUUUCCAUUCAGGUGUACGGGACAUCAUUAGUCGAACCAGUUGAGGUCGCCCCAUUCUAUUCUGCACUGGUAGUUCUUCGAAUUGCCGUCACUCUCUUGACGUCUCCUCUCCUUGCCAUGGCUUUUAAAUAUGGGUUAAAUGCUGGAGGCGCGGCAUCGGGCUUGAUUUUCGACAUUGCAGGUGGUUUAUUCUUUAUUGCUGCUGUCGGCAGCUUCUUGUUAGGGUAG